AUGACUAUACGACAACCAGUCAGCCAACAACGGAAAAUGAAACAACAACAUCAGCUGACGUAACGUCAACAACCAGCGAUGCAACCACAGAUAACUUUACCUCAACCAGUCAGCCAACAACAGAAGAUGACACAACUACAUCGGCUGACAUAACGUCUACAAACGGCGCUGCAACCACAGAUGACUUUACGACUACCAGUCAGCCAACAACGGAAGAUGAUAGAACAACAUCGGCUGACAUAACGUCGACCACAGGCGCUGCAACCACAGAUGAUUUUACGACAACUAGUCAGCCAACCACGGAAGAUGACAGAACAACAUUGGCUGACAUAACGUCAACCACCGACGCUGCAACCACAGAUGACCUAACCACAACCAGUCAGCCGACAACGGAAGAUGACACAACAACAUCUGCUGACAUUACGUCGACCACCGGCGCUGCAACCACAGAUGACUAUACCACAACCAGUCAGCCAACAAUGGAAGAUGACACAACAACAUCUGCUGACAUAACGUCGACUACGGGCGCUGCAAUCACAGAUGACUAUACGACAACAAGUCAGCCAACAACGGAAGAUGACACAACAACAUCAGCUGACGUUACGUCAACAACCGGCGCUGCAACCACAGAUGACCUUAUCACAACUAGUCAGCCAACAACGGAAGAUGACAUAACAACAUCAGCUGACGUACCGUCAACAACUGGCGCUGCAACCACAGAUGACUAUACGACAAGAAGUCAGCCAACAACGGAAGAUGACAUAACAACAUCAGCUGACGUAACGUCAACAACCGGCGCUGCAACCACAGAUGACUUGACGACAACCAGUCAGCCUACAACGGAAGAUGACACAACAACAUCUGCUGACAUAACGUCGACCACUGGCGCUGCAACCACAGAUGACUAUACGACAACAAGUCAGCCAACAACGGGAGAUCACACAUCAACAUCUGAUGAUCUAACAUCCACCUCAACGUCGGAAGCGACUACAUCAAAUCCUAUAUUUGUUUGCCCACCUAACGCUGUUGGAAACUUUCCACACCCCAUUUACUGUGACAAGUAUUAUACUUGUAUUGGCGAUUUUGCCUUCUUAUUGAAUUGUUCUCAUGGAUUUGAAUAUGACACCGUACUAGGGCAUUGCGUCGUUAUAUCUGAUACUGGAUGUUUUGCUACAAGAUUUAACAGCACACUGCCGCCUCCAACUACACAAUCCGCGGAUAAUACAGACUCAACACCAGUUUCUACAAUAAUAACAUCUACUAUACCGGAAACUACAAGUGAGUUCACAACAUUAGAAACAGAAACAGAUUUAACAACUCAGUCAUGGGUGACAGAUACAGAGUCGACAACUCAAACUUGGGCUACAGAAACUGAUUCGACAACCCAAACUUGGGCUACUGAAACAGAUUCAACAACCGAAUCAUGGGCUACAGAAACAGAUUCUACAACUCAAACUUGGGCUACAGAAAUAGAUUCAACAACUCAUUCAUGGGAAACAGAUACAGAGUCAACAACUCAAACUUGGGCUACAGAAACAGGCCCAACAACCCAAACUUGGGCUACAGAAACUGAUUCGACAACCCAAACUUGGGCUACUGAAACAGAUUCGACAACCCAAUCAUGGGCUACAGAAACAGAUUCUACAACUCAAACUUGGACUACGGAACCAGAUUUUACUACUCAAACAUGGGCCACGGAAGCAGAUUCCACAACCCAAACUUUAGCUACGGAAACAGAUUCCACUACUCAAACUUGGGCUACGGAAACAGAUUUUACAACUGAAACUUGGGCUACGGAAAAUCAUUCUACAACUCAAACAUGGCCUACCGAAACAGAUUCAACGACUCAGUCAUGGGAGACAGACACAGAGUCGACAACUCAAACUUGGGCCACAGAAACAGGUCCAACAACCCAAACUUGGGCUACAGAAACUGAUUCGACAACCCAAACUUGGGCUACAGAAACAGAUUCAACAUCCCAAUCAUGGGCUACAGAAACAGAUGCGACAACCCAAACGUGGGCUACAGAAUUAGAUUCUACAACUCAAACUUGGGCUACGGGUCCAGAUUCUACUACACAAACAUGGGCCACGGAAGCAGAUUCUACAACUCAAACUUGGGCUACGGAAACAGAUUCUACAACUCAAACUUGGGCUACCGAAAAUGAUUCUACUACUCAAACAUGGGCUACAGAAAGAGAUUCUACAACUCAAACUUGGGCUACGGAAAUAGAUUCAACAACUCAGUCAUGGGAUACAGACACAGAGUCAACAACCCAAACUUUGGCUGCAGAAUCUGAUUCUACAACCCAAACUUGGGCUACAGAGUCAACUACCUAUACUUGGCCUACACAAAAUGAUUUCACAUCAACUACACCUGCUGCAACAGACACAGAUAUAACUACGACAUCAUCGCCCGAAAUUACAGUUAGUCAGGAACCAACAACCGAGGCACCUAUCUGUGGGUCUGGUGUUUUCGGCAAUAUACCACAUCCAAUUUACUGCAACAAGUACUAUACCUGCUUUGGAGGAACACACUUCCUCCAUUACUGUUCAGAUGGAUUUGAAUACGAUCAUACAGAACGCUAUUGCGUGCCCAUAUCUGAUACGGGAUGUUUCGCAACAAGAUUCAACAUAACUUCGACGAGUAAUGUAGUCGACGAUGUUGACUCGACGACUCUUAGAAAUGCUGAAGAUAUUUGCGCCCCGGAUAUGAGCGGCAGCGUUCCUCAUCCAUAUCUCUGCGACUCAUUCUAUAUCUGUAUCAAUGGUGAAGCAUUCCUCAUGAAUUGCUCAACUGGAUUUGAGUAUGACCCUGAUGUAGAGAACUGCGUUCCGAUAUCAGAAGAUGGCUGUUAUGCAAAUUUGAACAGAACAACUGCAAUUCCUGAACCUGACCUGAUAACCACCAUAGACCCUACCUCGUUUGAAACUACAGUGGAGCCGACGAGAACAUCGAGCACUGAACCCCCGACUUCCGCCUCGGAAGCUGACCAGUCGUUCACGUGUCCACCUAACACAGCUGGGAACUUUCCUCAUCCGGCAUACUGUGAUAAACAUUACUUUUGUAUCGGUGGAAUUGAGUUCCUCUUAAACUGCUCAAUAGGAUUCGAAUAUGACCAUGAAGCACAAACGUGUGUGCCAAUAUCUGACGGCGGCUGUUUCUCCCGCCAAGCAACGUCGACUCACGCAACAGACAAGGACAUUAUAUCAACAACCUACAAGAGUGAGCAGGACGUGACAUGUCCACCGGACACCUAUGUCAACAUUCCGAGCGCACGAUGCGAUGCUUACUACAUAUGCCUGAACGGCGAACCCAUACUCGUGAUAUGUUCUCUUGGCUACGAAUAUGAUCCACUAGUAAAGACCUGUGUCCCGAUAUCAGAGGAUGGGUGUUUUGCGAACCUGGUGAAUUCCACAACGUCACCCCAACCCAUUCCGAUAACAACUGCGGACCCAACAGUACCAGACACUACAGCAGUAUCUAGCUCCACCACAUCCGAAGCAUCACCGACGUUCACAUGUCCUGCUGGUGCGAUAGGGAACUUCCCCCAUCCAGUUUACUGCGACAAGUAUUACUCUUGUAUUGGCGGCAUUGCUUUCCUUCUGAAUUGCUCCAACGGAUUCGAAUAUGACCACAACGCUCAAAAUUGUGUAUUGAUUGCUGCCGGAGGAUGUUUUUCGACGAAAGAGACGACCUCUGUGAAGACUGGUGAAGAUGAAAUCUCCACGACACAGAACAAGUAUAAUACAACCGAUGAAGUAACAACCCAAGCUCCAGUGUGUCCCCCGGGUGUCUUCGGUAACAUACCUCACCCAGAGCACUGCGAUCAAUACUACAACUGCUUCGGAGGAACCUACUUUUUGCACAGAUGUGCGAACAACUUCGAGUAUGACCACACAGUCAGGGGCUGUGUCGCAAUAUCAGACAGCGGUUGUUUCGCUAGCAGAAACGUGAGCUCGACAACCCUAGUCAACCAACAGGCUGAGUCUACCACGAAUGACGUUUGCGAUGAAGUUGUCACCGGACAUGUGCCCCAUCCAGAACGCUGUGAUGCGUUCUAUCUGUGUAUGGCCGGCGAGGCUUUCUUGGUGACAUGUUCAAGUGGCUUUGAGUAUGAUCAUACUGAAAUGCGCUGCAUCGAGAUCUCGGAAAAUGGAUGUACAGCAUCGCUAGCUAAUGAAAAUUCGAGUACUAUCAGCACAGCCAAACCGACUGAAGGUACUACAAAGCCAGCACCCAUAUGCCCGGAGUUGGGCGGUGGAAACUUCCCUCAUCCAGACUACUGCGAUCGAUUCUACAACUGCAUAGCUGGGAUAGCAUUUGAGUUAUCCUGUCCGAAUGGCCACGAAUACGAUCCAGAAUUACAGUUUUGCGCGCCAAUAUCGGACUACGGCUGUUUCGCGAAACAAGAGCAGUCUGUAAACAAAACUGAUGGAGUUGAAUUGGAGGCAGCCAAACCUGAUGUCAAGCCUACAACUGAGAGGAAUGAAGAAGAACAAGUAACCUGUAGUGACAGUCAAAUUGGCAGCUACCCUCAUCCAACUAAAUGCGACGCGUUCUUCAUUUGCAUCGGUGGUACUGCUAAGGAAUUGAACUGCAGCUCUGGAUUUGAAUACGAUUCUGACGCUAGGCAAUGCGUCAUAAUUUCGGACAAAGGAUGCACAGCAACGAAAGGAUGAUAUGCCUCGUCGAUAGAUGAUCCACAAUAAUCAUAUGAACCGGCUCUCAACUAAUUGUUACGAGUAUAUGAAUUAUGAACGACAGACAGUACAUUCCAGUGGCCACAACCGAGCACAUAUAAAAGCGCAGAGUGCUUUCCUGUGCUGUGACCAGCUGUUUUAGUUAUGAACACAAAUGAAUAACGAUUGAAACGAAAUUAUUAUUUUAAUGUAUCGGCCUGUACUAUUGUUCAAACAUAUUUCUUUUAAGCCUAUGUAUUUAGGAUGAAUGGCGUUGCACCUUUGCCUUGAUAAAGAAAUAGCUCGACUAACCAAAGAGUAUUGUGACCUCAUUUUACUAUAGCUUUAUGACAGAGUACAAAAUAAUAGAGUAUUACACAGGCUGUGCAUUUAUUUUUUGUAAAAUAUUAUGUUUUAAAGAAUUAUUCUACUGUUGUUAUUUAUUAUCGAUAUAAAGAUAUUGCUUUUA
Leptidea sinapis is the source of this 5151-nucleotide messenger RNA. RefSeq names its product serine-rich adhesin for platelets-like. The transcript is spliced from 17 exons. Lineage: Eukaryota; Metazoa; Arthropoda; Insecta; Lepidoptera; Pieridae. Gene Ontology annotation, molecular function: chitin binding. Gene Ontology annotation, cellular component: extracellular region. The record is from RefSeq and is a predicted model, not a curated record. The coding region runs from base 480 to 4682 and encodes 1400 amino acids.